CAGCAAUACUGAGUCACAUACCUCGUUUCUCUUUAGCACCCUGCUGUGGGAAGCUUGGCAAAAAUGAAGAUGGUCUGGGUGCUGCUGCUGCUGCUGAGCACCCUCCCGGGUACCCCUGCGGUGCCUUCCCGACGCCCUUCUUGUUACAAGAGGGCCCUCAAGGACCACAGCUGCCACACCAUCCCGGAGGGCAAGGAGAACCUCCGACACGUGGAUGAUGGUCUGCAAGAUCACUUCUGGGAAGGCAAGGGCUGUGAGGUGAUCUGCUACUGCAACUUGAAUGAAUUGCUCUGCUGCCCAAAGGAUAUUUUCUUUGGACCAAAGAUAUCUUUUGUGAUCCCCUGCAACAGUCAGUGAUUCAAGUCUGCAAGUGAAGAUAACAGACAUCAUUCUACGAUCAUGUAAUAAUGUUUUCAAGGGUAAAACAAAAUUACCACCAACAAAA
Onychostruthus taczanowskii (white-rumped snowfinch) is the source of this 445-nucleotide messenger RNA. It is a transcript of the gene SCRG1, whose product is annotated as stimulator of chondrogenesis 1. Lineage: Eukaryota; Metazoa; Chordata; Aves; Passeriformes; Passeridae. The record is from RefSeq and is a predicted model, not a curated record. The transcript has 2 exons. The coding region runs from base 64 to 357 and encodes 97 amino acids.